GUAGAAAUGAAGACAGUAGAACCACACAAAAUUAUCACCAGCAGCGCCACUCGCGCCGACGAACUGUGGCGGGGCAGCAAUUGUCGUUGUUUCACUACGCCGUCGUCGUUUACGUCGGAGAGGACACGAAAGUGCAGAAAAACGCUUUUUGCUCGGAAUUGAGGAAACCCGGCUUCUUCGACUUCUGGAUUGAUUACAUCAUGAAAAGAUGCGUUUUGAUAGAAGUUUGCUUCUGCUUUCUCCUUGCGAUCUACGCGUUUUGCUGCGAGGAAGUGAACCCCUUCUGGAACACAACGGACCUGCCGGUGAAAAAUAGGCAGUAUAACUGGAUCCAAAGAAUCUACCGACCGGUUGUUGACGAGCUGAUCCGGAUAUGCAUUGCAAAUAUGUCUGGGUGGUCUGGAAGACUGCAACUUGUGAUGCUGCAUUUGGAUUCCAAAAAAAUUUGUAUUGCAUGAGCAGCAAAAGGAGUCUUAUUUUUGCUACGCGGAAAGGGCAUUUGUCAUGCGAAAUAGGCAUCAAGAACCCCUCGAAAAAUCUGUGAUGCUACGGCAUGCAUCACAGACAUCAUGGCUCAUGCAAAACGUGCGUGACAAGUCUCAGAAUCUUCCAGACCCAGACAUUUUUGCAUUUGAUGCCGGAUUCUCCAGUCGCACGAGAGCAACGGUUUUGUCAAAUUUCUCCAAGUGGUGCUGCUCACUAUUGUGCCAAAGUCCUUGACCUGGAUCACGCUCUGUAAUAAUUUCGUCCCGAUCUCGCUCGUCGUGCAACUGCAGCUCAACAGGCUGUUCCAAGUGCUCUUUCUGGUGAAGGAUGACGAGUUCUUGAAGCUGUAUGAAGGUGACUCUGUAGUAGAAAAGCCGAGGGCUGCCGUUGAGAACUACCCGAAAAGCCCCAGUACACCAUCACCAGCUUAUUUGCUGCCAACAGCCGAUGGGGAUGAAGACCAAAUUCCUGUCGCGCUGCAGAUUGAACCAUCCGUGGAUCAGACACGGGAAAGCGAAGCGGGUGUUCUAUCAAAUGUAAAAAUGUCUGGGUCUGGAAGGAUACAACUUGUGAUGCUAAUUUUGGAAUCUACAUAAAAACUGUAUUGCAUGAACAGCAAAAGAGGUGUAAUUUGUGCUAGGCGGAGAGGGCAUUUCUCAUGCGGUAUGAGCAUCAGAAAGCCCUCGCAAAAUCUUCAUGACAAACUCCUGCAUUCUUCCAGACCCAGACAUUUUGCAAUCCAUAUGCUCUUGCAGUCAGAGGACCACCUGAAGAACAACAACCUUUGCUGCGAAGUUUUCCUUUUGACGAUCCAGAUUUAAAUCGGACUUCCCCGGCGUCUUCUACUGCGUCCCCAAGCUCCAGUAGCUCAGGAAUGACAGUCACUACAGGCUCAAAUUCGGUGACAGGAGAAGUAGAAAUAGGUGAUAUUUCCUCAACAUCCCUCCGCGGCUUCGAACGUCCGCAAGUGAACCGUUCGAAUUUACUGGAAGAAUUGGGGCACAUCACGCACAUUGUCACGGAUAAAACGGGAACUUUGACAAAGAACGAAAUGUCGUUCCACUCGAGUUUUGGAUUCGAGAGGGGAACAGAAGUGAGGAGUGGCGAGGAGUGCACUUUUGCGAUGUUAACUGACACUGACCCACCGGUGGAUGAUCCUGCGUCUCCCGAGAGCAGCAGCAGCAGCGAUUCUUCCUCCCUUUUCGCGACACUCUUGCCAAGCUAUGCAAAAAACGCCAAUAGCUUUUCCGGAGAUCCCGCAUCAGAGGAAAAACUCUCCAUGUUCCUCGCCAUGGCUUUGUGUCACACGUGUGAACGAGAUUUGGAAACUGGGAAUUUGUCGUCCGCCAGCCCAGAGGAGAUUGCUUUGGUGGAAGCAGCGGAGAAUUGUGUGGGGAUAGAAUUUCUCGCCGUGAGGGACACUGAUAUUUGUGCCGCUAGUUGUACAACUUCCACGUCGUCGUCAAGCUCUUCUUUACCUUCCUGUUUCACGUACGACGUACGCAUACCGUUUAUUCAGCCGGGCGUGUCUGGGUCUGACGAUCAUGGUGUUGAGCAUGACAACCUCGCGCCAGUCAUCUCCUUCGAAAUCGCAAAGGUUUUAGAGUUCAACUCCGACAGAAGACGAAUGAGCAUCGUCGUGAAAAUUCCAGAGACGCUGCCAAUACCGAAAAAGCCACCAGAUAGGGCGGAGUCUCCAGUUGUGAUUCUGAAUGAUGAUACAAAUGCAGCGGGCAGCGCCGACUCUGUAAUGCCAGACAGGCAUGCGAGAGCAAAUGAAGAGCUACCCGCGCAAAACAAGUACCCCGCGGACUAUGUCCUUAUCUGCAAGGGCGCUGACUCAGUUCUGAUUGACGACCUCUCACUUACCUCCCGGAACGCAGAUAAACAACGAGGACCUUGCGAGAAAACACAAAAUUUGAAAAGGAAAAUUAAAGAGUUGAGCGAAACGGGGCUCCGGACGUUGGUUUUUGGCUGGAAAAAGUUAGACGCGAAAGAAGUUGCCAGCCUGUUCUCCACGACAGGUUGUGAAGGCGAUGAUGCUACUGGCAGCACGACAGUAGAUGCAGACCUGACAGCCACGACUACAGCGAGUUACACUUCUUGUUCAUCUUCGUCGGCCUCUUCCCAGGCCAGAAGGGUCGAGUCUGCAGCACGAAAAUCAUCUUCAAAAACAACCGACGAUCUGGAAAAAGAUCUCCAUCUCCUCUCCGCUGUCGCAAUUGAGGACGCGUUGGCGAACCACGUCGCGGAAACCGUCGACGUGAUAAAGAAAGCGGAAAAAAUCAAGCUCUGGGUCUGCACCGGGGACAAACCGGAGACUGCCGUUGCGGUGGCAAAGAGCUGCCAUAUUGUGGAUGAGAGUAUGGAGGUGUGGAACUUAAACGAUGAAUCCUCGCUGGAACUCCCUAACUCCGUUGAUUGUUACGCUUCCUCUUUUUCAACGUAUGCCGCGGUUGUGACGGGGGAUAAGUUUUGUCAGAUUAUAGCCGGCGACAGCGACUCUAUUUCUUUCUCUUCGGGUGAGAGUGAGAUAAGAAAAAAAGCGGCACUGUUAUCACCUGCACCACCACCAGCAGUGGGGAAGAAACUACAUGUAGCGCAAGCGGAAGUAGAACUCCUUCGUUCGGAAAAGAACGUAGAACCAGCUGCACAUCGCAAGAUCAACCAAGACCUGCAAAACUUCCUCCUAAACGCCACCGCCGUGAUCAUCUCAAGAGUUUCGCCGAAGCAAAAACGGGAAGUGGUUCGAUUCUUGCAAGGCCGAAAUAUCAAGGGGAAGAAGGGGAAAACGAAGCUGAAGAACACCGUUUUAGCAAUCGGCGACGGGGCAAAUGACGCCGGGAUGAUAAAGGAAGCCACGGUUGGCAUCGGGUUGUACGACUGUGCCCUGAUGAAGAGCUUUGUUCAGGAGCAGGAAGAUUCUUGUGCAGCUGCUGAUGAUGCAAAUUAUCUCAGUAACGCAACGGGAACUACGACAGCCACAAGUACCCGGCCCAAAAAGAACCCGGCGUUACAAACAGCUGCCGUCCGACAAGCGGAUUUCGCCUGUGGUCACUUCGCGUGCUUGCAAAGGUUGAUCUUCGUUCAUGGGAGAGAAGCGCACCGGAGGAACGCGUUUUUUCUGCAAUUUAUGGUCUACAAGAACGUGAUUUGCACUGUUCCCUUCGUUAUCAAAUGCAAAAAUGUAGUCUGUGUCUGGGAAACUCCGAGAUUUGUGAUGCAGUUUUUCCAAGCUCCCCCACGUCUGAAAUGCAGGGCCUAGCAUCACAGAUUCUGCAGUUCCUUGGUGAUGCGUAUUCUGCAUGAGAAAUGCCCUCUCAGCAUGGCCAGAAGUGGGCACCUUUUGCACGUUUAUGCAUCACCGAUCUUUGUAGGAUCCGAAACACGCAUCACAAGUUCGGAUCCUUCCAGACCCAGACAUUUUUACAUUUGAUAUUCGUGCUCUUCGGGUUCUUGAGCAACGAGGCGAGCGGGUAUCCGUACGUGUACCCGUUUCUGUAUCAAAGUGAAAACACCCCUCCCCAUACUAAUUCGGAGAUUUGUGUAGCAUGAUUUGGGACCACAAAUCAUUUUGUCAUGCUAGAAGGCAGAAGAUGCGAACUGUAGUGCUGGCUGGCGUGGGAAGGCCUUGCAUCUUCAGCAUGACAGGAGGCAACUGGAAGGGGGGGUCAGCAUGACAAAUUGGCCGCAACUAAGGCCGCAGCUGCGUCUCUUGGCCUCCUGGCAAUACAAACCGACUUGUGUGAUGCAAAUCCAGCAUCACAAAUUUCAUGUCCGAUAUGGGGAGGGGGGGCGUUUCUUCACGAUAUUCUGUAUUCGAUGUUCAACACGGUCUUUACCGGAGUUGGAGUUUUCGCCUUUGCCGUGUUCGACCACGAGGAUUAUGCAGCAGAAGCAGAACAGCAUGACAGAAAGAAUCGGAAAUGCAGAAACAGCAUGACAACUUCCACCCCUGCAACUUUCAUCUCUUGGGACCAGAAACUCAUAUACAACUGCGAUAAAACCUACAACAAAUGUGUUCCAAGUUGCCACGCGAAAAACUACAAGCACACGCGGCGGGAAAGAUAUGCAAGAAAAAAGCUGUGUAAGUGUAAAUCUGUGAUGCAGAAAAUGCAAAACAGUUACACUUGUCAUGCGGGAAGUGCGUCAUAGGCUACUAUCGUACACGUUUCCACGUACUAGCUGCGCAUGACAGGUUUUCCCUGUAAAAUGCAAAACGAAUCUGUGAUGCUGCUCUUCCUACAAAGUUACACUUACACAAUUUUUUUCCUUGAUAGAAGAACCGGUUAUAUCAAUCCGAAACUCCUUUCCACCUGGCUUUUACUAUCAAUUGUAAAAAUGUCUGGGUCUGGAAGAAUCCAACUUGUCAUGCUGAUGUUGGAUUAUAAAAAAAUCUGUAUUGCAUGAGCAGCAAAGGGAGUCCAAGUUUUGCUACACGGAAAGAGCAUUUGUCAUGCGGUAUAGGCAUCAGGAAGCCCUCACAAAAUCUGUGAUGCUAGGGCAUGCAUCACAGACAUCAGGAGUCAUGCAAAAUGUGCAUGACAAACCUGGCAAUCUUCCAGACCCAGACAUUUUUACAUUUGAUAUUUCCUUGGUGUGUUCCAUUCAGUAAUAAUCCACUUUUUGGUUUUCGAGAUUGGUACCGUCGGGACGAGCAAUUUCGUGUUACUGAACAACUGCGGCUUACUAUCCCGUGUAAAAACGUCCCCACCCCAGAGUUUUCAUGCAGAUUUGCAAUGACAAGAACAUUUGUGAUGCGCAGCCCCAUGACAGGAAUUUUUUAUCGUGGUUUGAAAUUUGUAAUGCUCGAAACAGGAUCAUGAUUAGCUGGAUUUGUAGUGCGGCUGUCCUUGCUAAGAACCUGCACUACGCUACGAGCUGCAACUUGUCAUGCGUGACUCCCAAAGCUUCUGGGUUUGUGUUGCAAAUAAAUCCCCAUGUUGGCUGCGGGGCUGGGACGUUUUUACUUGGGAUACUUACUUGCGUUUGGUUUAAUGAUCCUCCUCGCGAACUUCACACUAUCCAAGAAAAAAACACCAUCACAAUCACUUUUGCACAGUUUUGCAAUACAAAAAUUUUUGUCAUGCGCAAAACUGCAUCACAGUCAAGAGUUAUAGGCGAUUUUUAUCGCCUAUAACUCUUGACUGUGAUUUUGCAAUACAAGAAAAAUUUGUUAUGCGAGACAAAUUUCUGAUGCGAAACUUCCCAAGUGUGAUUGUGAUGGUGUUUUUUUCUUGGAUACACACUUCUCUUCUGCCACUACGGAAGCAAGGCGAACAACUGCAGAUACUUGAACGGCUUUGUUCUAUUCGGCUGCCUGUUCGGGUUUUUCCUCUACCUCCCGUUCUACGUUUCGCAUCUAGAAACUGGGGGCGACGAGGUGAAGACGGUGGUUGGUAUUGCAGACGUCUUUGCGGGACGGGCUAUCCUAUGUAAAAACGUCCCCACACCAGAGUCAAGUUGGGAAUCUAGCAACACAAAUCUCCAAGUUUUGGGAGCUGUGCAUGACAAGCUUUCCUCUGCAGUGUGGGGCUUGUUGGCAAGGGUAGCCGCAUGAGAAAGCCACUUUCUGAUCUUGUUUACAGCGUUACAAAUAAUUCCAGAACGCGACUGGUAAUGCCUCCCAUGGAGGUGCGCAUUACAAAUGUUUCUGCAAUUGCAAAUCUGCAUGACAACUAUGGGAUGGAGACGUUUUUACACAGGAUACGGGUUUCUUCUUGGUACGAACUGGUCUACGACCCAUACGGAAUUCUGCCGAUGGCGGGGUCGACAGUAGUUGGAAUUUUCUUACCGUUUAUCUUGGUGUCGGGGCACAGGAUGAUGCGGGUUCCAGAUCUGUAA
Messenger RNA from Amoebophrya sp. A120, 6330 nucleotides. The record is from the annotation of a GenBank genome assembly. NCBI's taxonomy places the organism in Eukaryota, Dinophyceae, Syndiniales, Amoebophryaceae.